GACAUCCUACUGAAGUCUGGAACCUGUGCCAUCGAAGUAAAAGGAGAUGUUAAUGCUGACAAUAAAUUGCAAUGGAAGAUGGUUGCAGAGAACAAGUGCAAAGCUAUCCAGGACCUUGGAGCACCCAUAAAAGUAGAAGGUUCUGGCUAUAUAGUAAUAAACAAGAAAGCAAAUCUGGACUCACAAAUGUUAGUGGUGGUUGAUGAAAGCACCCUGCAGGGAUUACUGAUCCUAAAAGCAACAGAGAAAAAACAAGAGCUAGAUGCAAUUCUCACCCAUAACGUCCAACCUGCAAUAACUCUUGGUAUACCCACAAGGACCAUGGUAGAUGUGACAACAGAAAGAAGCAGUGAACUAUAUAAAAGGUCAAUUCACCUUAGCUGGGACAAUAAACAGGUCAGUGAAGAAGUGAACUUUCUUCAGAAGGAUGAACACGUCACUUUCAGUUACAAGAUAACACAUAAUCUCGAAACCCUAAAAAGGUUCCUGCUUGAAGAUAAAGUGGAAGUUCGGGCUGAUAUCGAACUCAAAGAAAAUAGAAAUAUGACCCUGGCCACUUACUAUGGACCCCACUUCAUAAAUACCACAGUGCGAAUAAAGAGCAAUGAGACAAGCUGUAACCUGACCGCAAGCGUCCAGCACAACUGGCCUUGGUUACUACGCAAUGGAAUUUCUGCUUCAGUACAGAGUUCGCUGGACAUACAAGCAAUGGAUGGCAAGCAGGAGGUGUCUGUGGAGGCCACAACAACACAGAACGCCUUUAUGUGCUCUGUGUCCUCUCUGUCUGCAGCAAGAAACCACAAGAUCCUCUUCAAAAGUGCCCACAACAUUGACUGCUUUCUGAAAUAUGGAUACCCUAAAGUCAUCCAUGUGAUGGGAAUAUUGGCAAAAGAAGGAGAUAAAGUAAACGGUACCUUGGAUAUGGAAUCUGAUAAGAAAAAGUUAAGGGUUGAUUUAAAAUCCUUUAUAGAUUUUCAUCAUAACUUCGGCAUUGCUGCAGGAGUGAAGCAUUCAGUGCCUACGCUGGUCGCCUGGUCAAUACCGAACUCAAUGCAGGUGCUGUUGCAAGCAGUUUUAACAAAUGCAGAUAUUGGCGGAGCUUUGAUAUUUAACUGCGAUAAGGGCAGCAAUGUUUCCUUCACUGCCAAUGUCAGAUCCCAGCAGCAGAGUGAGGAACUAAUUGUGAAAGCAACGCACAGUGUACCAGCCCUGCAACCCUAUAUUCCGAGCCCCAGCACCUUCAUCACAGGGGUCACCUACACCACAAAUGAAGCAGAAGGAAGGGUACAUGUCAAGAUGGAAGAAAAAGAAUUGAAUUUCUCAUCAAAGCUACAUUUUACAGAAAACGCUUGUUUAAACGUUGUACAACUGAAGCAUUCUUUACUACAGUUGAAGAAUCUUCCAGCAUUAAUAGAAAUGAGAACACAAUAUGAAAAGAGACAUAAAACAGUUGCUCUCGAACAUAAAACCAUGUGGGGCAGAAAAGAGUUGGAUUUGGCAGCAUCGUACAAUGGACUGUUUCCAAAGUUAUCUGGAGGACAUGAAAUAACAGGUGAAUUUUCCCAGUCUCUUUUCCUGGCUGCUCUUCGACAGGCCAAUGUUAGUAUCGGUAUAGAGCACUCAGAUAACAGCCAUCAAGAUCAUAUUGUCCUUGGCUGGAACACUAAAAACCAGGUCAACCUCUCCUCCUCCCUGAAGAUCGGGAAGGAACGCCUGUACUACAGAGCCAGCUUCUCUCAUCCUUUCAAUUUUGCUAUAAAAGAGAUGGAACUGAGUUCUUUAUCAGAAUGGAAAAACGACCUGUAUAAUCAAAAGACACAUCUCACUUGGAAUAAAGGCCUUCCAGUCAAUAUCUCAGUCAUCUUAGAGGACAGGGUUUCUAAUCUGUCUAGUGUAUGGAACGCCUGUGUGGACAUUUUACCAGGUCAGAUGCAGCAUGACUUGAUCACGAGAAACCUUCACGUAUGUGGAUAUUUGGAGACUACAUCAAACACAAUUACCGAAAAUGUGAACUUAAAGUGGAAUAACAAAAAAAUUGUACAAAAUCUACUGUACAAGAAAGAUAACAAAUUGGGUCCUGACAGUAUCCAGCUAGAAGCCACAUUUGAAAACCUCUUUAUAACCGGCUGUAGCCAACAACAUAUUUUGACUAAAAUAGACACGAAUUACAUGGACACCAUGUACCACUUCCUGAAGCUGGAACUUUGUGAUCUUUCACAUCCGAUUGUUUUUUCUGGAAGUCAUCGUCUCGGCAAAGAAGAACUUUUACAAUCAAAAAUUCAGCUAAGUGUCUCUCCAGAUGAGAAGGGUGACACAAUAUUGGCUUUGGCCUUGGAUCAUUAUGGAGAAAGACAAACACAGAAUUAUUCACUAAACUUACAGCUGGAAGCCUCAGCUGCUGUUUGGCUUGGUUUCAAUGGAAAAUAUAUGUCAUCUCCUGGCAUCCGGCAACUCUUGCUAGAGGGGAUAAUUCAUGACAAUGAAAAAUGGACCAUAAGUGCUUCCAGUGAACAGAGGUGUUCUCAGCUGAAAUUUGGUCAGCAUGUACCAGGAAGUUCUGAGGAAAAGGGGAUUGCGCUGAGAGCUUGCAUGGAUUCCAAGCAUUUAGCUACGGUGGAUACUUAUGUGAAUAUUAACAGAACACUAGAAGGAUUAGGACAUUUUGUCCUUUCUACAGUAAACCAGAGUCUGAGUUUAUCUUACCAAGGAUGUGGAGAGAAUAUUGCCAAAGCCGAGAACAUACUGGGAAGCCUUGCAUCUAGUUUUAAAGUAAGACUUGCGGAAAUGAAUAAAAAGGUUGAAAUACACAUCGCCGGAAUCCAGAAAACUAUGCAAAAAUAUCCCUUUCUCCAUGAAGCAGCUGGGUGGCCUCUGGCGGUGUCCCAGGAGGUUGCGGAAAUCCUACAGUAUGGACCAAAAGCAUUUCACCAGAUGUGGAAGCAGAGCAGUCUAAGACAAAUGCUGCGACACGACCUUCCUUUAUACUUGGAAAAACUCAACAGCUUGGUUCAGCAAAUGCAAACUGAACUGCAAAAGCCUCUUUCUACGUUAAAAGAUGCCUAUUACGACGCCACCUUAAAACCACUGGAUGACGUUUGGAAGGAAAAGACGGAUACUAGCCUUCACCUGAUUAAUGCCUAUCUCCCAAGUAUUGUUAAGGAUGAAUGGUUAAUGGAACCUAUUAGACACAUUUUACAUGGCAUAAAGGCUGGUGUAGAUUUGGGCAUCCAUCAGAUACUGAAGUGGACAGAGAACAAGCUCUCCAGGGCAGUAAGCAGGAUUCGGAAACCUCUGACAGGACUGUUUCAUUACUCCAGUAACUGCUCUGUCACACUGAGUUUCCCUGUGCUUCCAAUGGAAUACCACUUAACAGACCUUGCAAAUGUCACACACUACAUCAUUGAGGAGAAGUUAAUGAAACCACUAAGAGAGCUGUACAGUGUGAACCCUGUAGCAGAGCUUUACCGAUUUAAGCGAAGGAUGAUGGAGAGCCCAUUCGAGUAUCACGCAGUUUUGAUUGGAAACAAGCACAUCGUGACCUAUGAUGGAAAUAUUAUUGACUUGUCUUCAAAAUGUAGCCUUUUGUUGGCUAAGGAUUUUGUCCACAAUACAUUCACCAUAGUACUAAACCAAGGUACUGGUGGGCAGAGAUCAUUACACAUAGACAUGAAUCAGGUCUCCAUUGACAUCUAUCCAGGACUAAAGAUAGAAGAGAACUGCCAGAACCUUGAUGUUCCUGCUGUCAAGAAUGGAGUCUCAAUCAAAAAACAUGCUAAUAAAAUUGGGGUGUCAAAUCAAGAGGGAGUAACAGUACAGUGCGACAAUCACUACGACCUCUGCAGUAUUACCCUAGAAGGAUGGCAUCACGGAGUCUCUGCUGGACUUUUUGGCACCAAUGACAAUGAAGCUGGAAAUGAUCUUCUGCUACCAGACCAUACUCGUGCAAAUGGCACACAUGACUUUUCACUAAAAUGGCAGGUUGACAGCCAGUGUAGUUCUGGAAGAAAGAAGGUGAAGGCCUGUACUACUGCUCCUCAUCAGAAGCUAUGUAAAGCUUUCUUCCAAGGCAGGCAGUCUGUGCUCAGGAACUGCUUCAAAGUUGUUCAACCUGCUCCAUUUUAUAGAAUGUGUGUAGAAGACAUUUGUGAUUCAAAUGAGAUUAAGACCAUCUGUAACCUGGCAGCUGCAUAUGUCCAUUUAUGCAACAGAAACUUUGUUCCUAUAGAAAUACCUUCCCAAUGUGUGUGAAGCGAGCCCCAUCCACAGGAGCAGUGAAGACUGACACGCCCUUGUUGUAUGGUAUCUGAGGAGUAGUAACAGACAGUGCUUAUAUGUCACCUUUGUAAAAACUUGUACUCACCUGAUGAGAUAAAAACUAGUUCGUUACUAACUAAAUAUAAGACAGGGUAUUAAAUUGAAUGUAUGGAGCAUCUUAAACACUGCCCAUGUU
This is a messenger RNA of Bufo bufo (common toad), 4450 nucleotides long. RefSeq lists its product as uncharacterized. The coding region runs from base 79 to 4248 and encodes 1389 amino acids. Lineage: Eukaryota; Metazoa; Chordata; Amphibia; Anura; Bufonidae. The transcript is spliced from 30 exons. The record is from RefSeq and is a predicted model, not a curated record.